Nasonia vitripennis (jewel wasp) is the source of this 2422-nucleotide messenger RNA. RefSeq names its product 3'-5' ssDNA/RNA exonuclease TatD. The transcript is spliced from 3 exons. The record is from RefSeq and is a predicted model, not a curated record. NCBI's taxonomy places the organism in Eukaryota, Metazoa, Arthropoda, Insecta, Hymenoptera, Pteromalidae. Gene Ontology annotation, molecular function: single-stranded DNA 3'-5' DNA exonuclease activity. The coding region runs from base 1002 to 1931 and encodes 309 amino acids. Gene Ontology annotation, cellular component: cytosol.
UCUCGAUUUUUAUCCUAAGAUAGCGCGUAUAGCCGUAUCGAUCUUCGUAACUGCGGAUAGGAAAAAAAAGAUCAGUCGCAUAAAUGGAACCGCAUUUACGUAACUUAUCAGUACUCAAUUGCAGCUGCUUUUUUCAUUUUUUCACCAUCAUGCGGUCAGGCAUACAUAUGCGCGUAUUAUAAUAUUAUACCCUCUCGCGCAAAUAAGAGUAUAUAAGACAAACAAGUUCGCCCGCAUCUAAAGGCCGCAUCGUCCGUAACAGCAGCCGUCGCGCAUCUCGUCGUCAUCGUGACGAUCAUCUGGAUUCUGAUGUCCCACGAUCACAGCUGCUUAGUUAUAGUGCAGCGCAAAAGAGCAGCGAGACACUAUACUUAUAUGUAUACUUAAUACUUAUAUAGUUAGACAGUCGUAAACAUGACGCAAUGCGCGACGCGCGUUCCCCCAGUAACCGGUCGCUAAAUCGAGAAUAAAAAAAUCACAAGUCAUAAGUAAUCUCUCUCUCUCUUUCUCUCUCUUUCUCUUCCUCCUCUCUCUUUCUCUCGAGAGUCGAGUUUUCGGUUUGGAGAGAAUGCCGCACCGAAGGCUACAAUAGCGAACGGUCGUGCAGGGGGCGAGAGUCAGAAGAGGGAGAAACUCCAUCAGAGAGAUCGAGUCGGGGGAGUUAUGACUCACUGCUGGAACCGUGCAAAGUUCAUUUUUUUCCCUCCUUCCGUUCUUUUCCUCGACUAACAAGUCACAAAAACUAAUAACCUAUAAGACGACCUUUUCUUUGCGUAUGAUCGAAACUGCGCUUCUCUCUACUAUAUACUGCAGUGGACCAGCAUUUAUUUCGGAGCGCAGAGAACACGUCACGCCACCGACAGUACCCCCCUAUAUCUCUAUUUAUUUUUCUUAGGUUAAAAGCGAAGAUUCGCGCGGCUGGAGGAUAAUCUUUCCCGAAAGAGACUAUACGUCGAAGAAUUCCCGCUGAUAGCGAGUGCUGCCAAAUAACGUACUCUAGAAUGUCUGAAGACGCAAGUGGAUCAAAGAUGGAUGAAACUGCGUCAGCCAUGACUCAGUGCUAUGAAAAUUACGUCUUGGUUGAUGUUGGAGCAAACCUGACCAAUAAAAAGUACAGCCGUGAUUUGGACAGUGUCAUACAAAGGGCCAAGGAUGCAGGGGUUCAAAAAAUUAUGGUCACCGGAGCCAGCAUACGAUCUAGCAAAGAGGCAUUGCGUCUUACGAGGAUUUAUCCUGGAAAUUUGUACUCGACAGCUGGUGUCCACCCUCACGAUGCCAAAUCCUGGGAGGGCAUGGACACACUGGAAGAGUUAGAAAGUAUAGCUAACAAUCCAGAAUGUGUUGCCAUAGGAGAAUGUGGAUUGGACUAUAACAGAGAUUUUUCAGAACCAGAAAUACAACGAUCUGUGUUUCAAAAGCAAGUUGAGCUUGCUUGUCGUUUGAACAAACCUCUUGUUAUCCAUGAACGAGGGGCUCAAGAAGAUGUACUUAAAGUAUUAAAAUCCUUCGCAGAUCAUUUACCGCCAGUGCUCAUCCACUCAUUCAUUGGCACAGCAGAAGAAGCACAAGUUUAUUUGGAUCACGGUUUUUAUUUAGGAAUAACAGGCUAUCUGUGUAAAGAUAAGUCUGAUAGCGGCGUGAGGCAGCUGUUGGAGGGUGGACAGGUCUCACUGGACAGAAUUCUCGUAGAAACCGACGCUCCGUUCAUGUACCCCAACACCAGAGCUAGUAAACUGCCGGUCCACGUCAAGGAUGCGUUGACAGAACGAUCCAUGACCUUCCUACAACGCUACUGCACUUUCCAGCGUAACGAGCCUUGCGCGUUGCCGGCUAUUGUUGAGAUGGUUGCGGCAUUCAUGCACAAAACGCCGGAAGAAGUAGCGCUUGCUACUGCUUUCAAUGCUCUCAAAUUGUUCGGUCUGAAUCAAUGAUUGUUGAUGAUAAGCGAGGCGCAAGUGGUGCUAGCUCUGGGUGCUGUCGUCAUCCCGUGGAUCGUUGAUCAUCACAUUGAUCAGAAUGAUGGCUUUUACGCUUGAAUACGCAAUUUCUUACUCUUUUUUUACUUUAGGAACAUAUAGAAUUUAUAUAUCCAAUUUAUUUGUAUUCAGUGUAAUCUUAAGCCAACGCGCACUGGACUCUGAGUCAACCAUACACCUGGUGCAAUAAAAAAAUUUAUAUCUUGACGAUAUAUCCGUUUAUUGCUCUGAUAUAGAAACAUUGUCAUUAAAGAAGUUUUUUAAGGCUUUGAAAGAUUUUAAUCGAAAACGACGACGUAAAUUAAUUGUGCGUCGAAUUUGAAGUGAACGACGAUACGAUACGAUGUUUUAAAUUGUAAAACAGUUGUGCGAUAAAAAUGUGUAUAUUUUAUUGUUGACAUAUUGCCUAUUUUCAUAAGAAUAAAUUAUUAUAUAAUCAAAAACAA